Molecule: messenger RNA, 831 nt
Organism: Emericellopsis cladophorae
Lineage: Eukaryota; Fungi; Ascomycota; Sordariomycetes; Hypocreales; Bionectriaceae
Product: NADP-dependent mannitol dehydrogenase-like protein
Exons: 2
Coding region: 1-831 (276 amino acids)
Cellular component (GO): intracellular anatomical structure
Molecular function (GO): oxidoreductase activity, acting on NAD(P)H, oxygen as acceptor
Source: RefSeq, a predicted model, not a curated record
AUGUCCAUGUCCAUUGAGGAAUGCGCCGUCGCGCGCCCCGGCUUCCCCAAGCCCUUCCCCGAGACGCCCUCCAAUGUCACGGAGCAGUUCAAGAUGAGCGGCAAGGUGACGGUCGUCAACGGGGCGGCGGACGGCAUCGGGCUCGCGGUGGCCGAGGGCAUUGCCGAGGCGGGCGGCCACGUCGCGCUGUGGUACAACUCCAACGACGUGGCCGUCCAGCGGGCGGAGGAGCUGGCGCGCGCGCACAGCGUCAAGGCCAAGGCGUACAAGGUCAACGUGACGGACCCAGAGGCGGUGCAGCGGACCGUCGCGGCGGUGGUGGACGACUUUGGGCAGCUCGACGUCUUUGUGGCCAACGCGGGGACGGCCAUCUCCAAGCCGAUCCUGGAGCAGACGCUGGACGAGUACAAGUUCCAGAUGGCGGUCAACGUGGACGGCGUGGUGCACUGCGCCAAGUACGCGGGCGAGGUGUUUCGUCGCCAGGGCCGGGGCAACCUCAUCAUCACGUCGUCCAUGAGCGCGCACGUGGUCAACGUGCCCGUCGACCAGCCCGUGUACAACGGCACAAAGGCCUUUGUCACGCAGUUUGGCAAGUGUCUCGCCCGCGAGUGGCGCGACUUUGCCCGCGUCAACAUGGUCAGCCCGGGCUUCUUCGACACCAAGAUGGGCGCCAGCGACCUCUGCAUCCACGAGGCCUACCGCAUGGCCGUCCUCGGCCGCCAGGGCCACACCAAGGAGAUCAAGGGCUUGUACCUGUACCUGGCGAGUGAUGCGUCCACCUACACCACGGGCGCGGACAUGAUUGUCGACGGGGGGUACACGUUGGCUUAG